UUGCCAGUCAGCUGUCUGUCACUGUCAAAGUCGGUGAAGUCGGCAGUCAGCUUAAAAAACAACAAAAAUAUAAAUAAAAGCGUAAUUAUUUACAAAUCUGAAAGCCGUUUAUUAUAAAAAUUAGUGGUAUAAAAUUGUACAAGUAUUUUUAUAGCAAGAUGUCGCAAGCCCGGUUUACAUCGUGCAUUCCUUUGCCGUUGGAACAAAAGACGUUGGUAGGAGUUAUAGAGAAGGCCAAGGACUGGGCUCUGAUGCAUGGAGUAGGCAUGAGAGACAGGAAGAACUUCACCAAGGAUGCUAUCCAGAUUGCACCCUUCGUAUUGCUGCCUUCUCCAUUCCCUCGGACAGAGUUCAACAAGGCUGUAGAGCUACAGCAGGUUUUAAACGAGCUCAUGCAUAAGGUUGCCCAUAAUGACGAUUUCCUGGAGCACACGCUGCAAAACGCUCUGCAAGUGGACGAGUUCACGGCCAACCUCUACGAGAUAUGGGUCAAAGUGCGGAAGGAGGGCAUCGCUCAGCCGGUAUCGCUAGGCAUGCUGCGCUCCGACAUCAUGCUGGAGUCGCGCUGCCCGCACACUGAGAACCAGUGCGCGAAGCACACGCCCUACUGCUCCUGGAAGCAGGUGGAGAUCAACAGCAUCGCGUCCGGUUUCGGCCAUCUUGGGCCCACCCUCAGCCUGGGGCUGUUCCGCUCCGACUACCUGAUGCAGCAGCCGGACGGCAAUAAGAUAAAACAAGUGGAGUUUAACACGAUCGCGUCGAGUUUCGGCGCCAUCUCCUCGAACCUUCCCGCCAUGAAUCGCUACAUAUUGCGGCAGUUGGGAUGCGGGGAUCUAAUAAAGAACAUGCCAGAAAACAAGGCCCUCUCCGGCCUCUGCUCCGGCAUCAUAGAGGCCUACGACCUAUUCGGGGUGCCCGGUUCAGUGGCCUUGUUUGUGGUCGAAGAAGUUUCCUACAACAUCUGCGACCAACGCUUCCAUGAGUUCGAAAUAUCGGAGACACGGCCCGACAUUAUAAUAUACAGAAAAACAUUGAAUGAAAUAUUCGAAGAGGCGUCACUUAACGACAAAAAACAAUUAAUGCUAGACGAUAAAGUGGUCGCCGUUGUAUACUACAGAUCUGGGUAUGAGCCGGCGCAGUAUCCAUCUCAAAGGGAGUGGGAUGCGCGACUCAGGGUAGAACAAUCCACAGCAAUCAAAUGUCCGUCCAUACACUACCAGCUGGCUGGUACGAAGAAGGUACAGCAGGCGCUAGCGGCUCCCGGCGCGCUCGAACAAUUCUUAGGCGCUGGCGCUAUAUCGGGCCGAGUGCGCGAUAUAUUCACCGGGCUGUACUCGUUGGACUUCGACGACAGCGGCGAGCGAGCGGUCGAGAUGGCCCUGGCAGACGCUGAACGGUUCGUGCUAAAACCUCAGCGAGAGGGCGGCGGUAACAACUUAUAUGGAGCGGACAUCCGCGAAGCGUUGCUACGGAUGAGACACAGUCGCGAGCGAGCCGCAUACAUCCUCAUGGAAAGGAUAUUACCUCCGCUGGUAUCCGGUUACGUGGUCCGGCCGGGCGGCCAGGUGCCGCCGCCGCUCACUGACCUGGUGUCCGAAUUGGGGAUUUUCGGCGUCAUCAUCGGAUCAAAGGACAAAAUCUACAGCAACCGGCAAGUGGGCCACAUGCUGCGCACGAAGCUCGCGGACGCGAACGAGGGCGGAGUCGCCGCCGGCCUCGGGGCUCUCGACUCGCCGUACCUACUCGACUUGUAACUUAGCUACUCGACUUGUAACUUAGCUACUCGACUUGUAACUUAGCUACUCGACUUGUAACUUAGCUACUCGACUUGUAACUUAGCUACUCGACUUGUAACUUAGCUAGACUUGUUUGUCGAGACAUUUCUUACCCUACACUCUGUAUCUUUAGGUCACAGACAAGACAUUCUCCAGACUGAGUAUAGUAGCGCUACCCCCUCUGCCACAAAUAUACGGUAGUUUUACUCCAUUUUCGAGUCAAUGUGUCUUUGUGUGACCCUGUGUCUUUGAACGGACCAAUCACGGCACGGGACUCGCUCACCUCGUCCCCCGCACCCCUGUAUUUUUGGCAGCAUCGGUUUUAUGAAAUAAUUGCUCUAAGUUCCGUCUAGAGGAUUCCUAGUCUAUGCUUUAGGUACUUAAAUAAAACUAAACAAGUAAUUUGUACAUUUACGGGUAGUUAUAACAUUUAUUGAUUAACCAACCAAAUACAAAACCACCUGGAUCUGUCACUGAACGACCUAACUUUAACCUACAUUAUUUGAUCAUGUAAUGUUUUCAUCUACCCUCAACUGGCUUAAGGAGCCAUUUGAGGGUAGAUUUUGUUUAUUUUUUUUUAAAUAUCUAAAGAUACAGAGUAUAG
This is a messenger RNA of Cydia splendana, 2379 nucleotides long. Its product is annotated as glutathione synthetase-like. The record is from RefSeq and is a predicted model, not a curated record. Gene Ontology annotation, molecular function: glutathione binding; glutathione synthase activity; ATP binding. Lineage: Eukaryota; Metazoa; Arthropoda; Insecta; Lepidoptera; Tortricidae. Gene Ontology annotation, cellular component: cytosol. The transcript has 14 exons. Bases 159 to 1754 code for a protein of 531 amino acids. Gene Ontology annotation, biological process: glutathione biosynthetic process.